Nomia melanderi (Alkali bee) is the source of this 1957-nucleotide messenger RNA. It is a transcript of the gene CysRS-m, whose product is annotated as cysteine--tRNA ligase-like protein, mitochondrial. Gene Ontology annotation, molecular function: ATP binding; cysteine-tRNA ligase activity. NCBI's taxonomy places the organism in Eukaryota, Metazoa, Arthropoda, Insecta, Hymenoptera, Halictidae. The record is from RefSeq and is a predicted model, not a curated record. Gene Ontology annotation, cellular component: cytoplasm. Gene Ontology annotation, biological process: cysteinyl-tRNA aminoacylation.
UUUACAUGGCAGCGCUAUAAGUGGUAAGAAUUAGAAUCAAAAAUAUUGGACACAGACUUAAAAUACGUACAGACUGUGUCUAUAAAAUAGUAAAGGAGUCCUGAAACUCCCUAGAGCGUGACAAAAUUUUACAUUGCAUGUUAUGUCUAUCCUAUACCUUGUCUCUACCGAUGCUAAAGUGUUAUGAAUAAUGAAAUUUAAACAUGGAUUCAAAAUAUACUGAAAUAUGAGAGUAUUUUGACUGUAUUUAAAUUUAAGAAAACAAAUAAAUUUUGUCGAUUAAACAAAGACUUCGCAAAAUUAAAAUGAAUUUGUUUACAAAGAAUUUAAAACACAAAUUACGUGGAAUAUGUCAUCGUUCUACACAUGAUAUGAAACAAGAGCAAAAUCUCCAAUGGAUACAACCAGUUGGUUAUGAAACAAAUAUUAAAGUGUAUAAUCCUAGAACAAAGUGUACAGUACCCCUUAUUUUAAACAAUAAAAAUUAUUUAACUUGGUACGUUUGUGGUCCAACUGUUUAUGAUUCUGCACACAUUGGGCAUGCAGCUACGUACGUGAAAACAGAUAUCAUUAGAAGGAUAUUGUCUGACUAUUUCAAUAUAAGUACUAUAAUGGUUAUGGGUAUAACAGAUAUUGAUGAUAAAAUCAUAAACCGUGCAAAUGAAACUAAUCAAAACUUCAAGACUUUGUCAGAACAUUAUGAGCAGGAAUUCAUUGAAGAUAUGAAAAUGUUAAAUGUAACCAAACCUAAUUUGUAUUGUAGGGUUACUGAUUUUAUACCUCAAAUUAUUAAAUUCAUUAAUAAUAUUUUAAGCAAGGAAAAAGCAUAUAUUGGAAAAAGUGGAUCAGUAUAUUUUGAUGUAAGCAAGCAUAACAUGUAUGGCAAACUAUCGACUCCAUUCUCAGAUAGCAGUCACUCUGAUAAAAAAUCAGCAUUAGAUUUUACUCUGUGGAAGGCAGCUAAAAAGGGAGAACCAUUUUGGGAAGCUCCAUGGGGUAAUGGAAGACCAGGAUGGCAUAUAGAAUGUAGUACAAUUGCAAGCACCAUUUUUGGAAAUUCCAUAGAUAUUCAUAGUGGUGGAAUAGAUCUUGCUUUUCCACAUCAUGAAAAUGAAGAAGCACAAUCGUGUUCUUAUCAUGAAAUAAAUCAGUGGGUAAAUUAUUGGGUACACUGUGGACAUCUAUUUUUAAAAGAUAUUAAAAUGUCAAAAAGUCUUGGGAAUGUUAUCAGUGUAAGAGAACUUCUUACAAAAUAUACUGGAAAUCAAUUUAGGAUGCUUUGCUUGCUUUCUAACUAUAAGAAUGAUAUUGAGUUUUCUGAUGGUAUAAUGAACUAUGCAAUGAGUAUGAUGAAUAAAAUUGAACACUUUCUUGUCGAUUGUGAUAACUAUAUUGCUGGAAGAUGGACUAGUAGCAAUGUAGACGAAGUUACAUUACUUCGUUGUUUACACGAAACAAAAAAAAAUGUUGAUACAGCAUUAACAAAUAAUUUUAAUACCUCACAAGCCAUACGCUCAAUCGUGAAUCUAGUUGAUACAACAAAUAAAAUGUUACAUGAUUCUUCUGGGUCUUCUACAAGUAGGAGUAUACCUGCUAUAAGUACUGUAGCAAGUUACGUAUCUACAAUGUUAUCGAAGUUCGGAAUUGAAAAUUCUAAUGUAGCAGAUGAAUGCAAAGUUAAUAACCUUAUUGAAUACUUUAUAAAAUUUAGAAAAUCAGUUCGAAAUAGGGCCAGAGAAAAAGAUGUAUUAGACAAAGUUUUACUUGCUGCAUGUGACGAAGCCCGAACCGAUCUUUCCAAAUGCGGGGUGAUUGUAAAGGACUCUGCUAAUGAAACCUGUUGGAGUUUAAAGACAUACUAAAUUGAACUUUUUAGCUGAAUAGAAUUUAAAUAAUAUUUUGUAUUAUAAAUAACAUCCCAAAUAAAAAACAUUACUAGAUUUACAUUUAAAUACAU